Molecule: messenger RNA, 5448 nt
Organism: Ahaetulla prasina
Lineage: Eukaryota; Metazoa; Chordata; Lepidosauria; Squamata; Colubridae
Gene: NME8
Product: NME/NM23 family member 8
Exons: 16
Coding region: 26-1876 (616 amino acids)
Source: RefSeq, a predicted model, not a curated record
AGUAAUUAAUAAGGAGAGAAUAACAAUGGCAAGUAAGAAGAAAGAAAUUCAGCUACAGGCAAUAAUACUCAAUCAAACACAAUGGGAUGAGAUGCUGCUAAAUAAAGGCCUAACAGUGGUAGACGUUUAUCAGGCAUGGUGUGGACCUUGCAAAGCUGUAGUAAACUUGUUCAGGAGGCUAAAAAAUGAAUAUGGUGAAGAUAAUCUUCUACAUUUUGCUGUGGCAGAGGCUGAUAGUGUGGUGAACCUGCUCCCAUUUAAAGAUAAAUGUGAACCUGCUUUUGUCUUCUGUCUGGAUGGCAAGAUGAUAGAUAUUGUAAGAGGAGCAAAUGGACCUCUUCUAAAUAGAAAAGUAAUAGAACUAAUUGAACUAGAAAGAAAAAUUGUAGCUGGAGAAGUGCAAAGACCAGAGAUGCCAGAGCUCAUGUUUAUAGAAGAGAAAGAAUCAGAAGAAGAACCUGAAGAAGAAGAAGCUGGUGAGGAGGAAAAAUGUGUGGUUGUCAUUAUAAAACCUGACGCUGUUGCAGAAGGAAAAGUUGAAGAAAUAAAGCAAUUGAUUAUUGAAGCAGGCUCUGUCAUUCUUGCAGAAGACAAGAAGAUUUUAACUGAUGAGCAAGUGAGGAAUUUUUAUGAAAGCAAAUCAGAAGAGCUUGAUUUUGAAGACUUUGUUUCAUAUAUGCUGUCUGCACCCUCCUAUAUUCUGAUAAUAUCUGAAAGAAAGCAUGGCCAAAAUAUGCCUUUUUUACAUGAAUUGGAAGCAGUGGAAGAAGAAGAGGAAGAGGAAGAGGAGGAGGAGGAGGAGGAAAAGGAAGAAGAAGAAGAAGAAAAAGGAGAAAUGAAAGAAAGGGGAGAAUUUUUAUCUGAAGCAUGGAGGAAACACUCUGUGACACCUGUAAUUGGUUUGAAAGAGAUGUUGCAAAAUCAAGACCUGUUACAUCACUGUGAUAUUCAGGAUCGUGUUGAAGAAACAAGCAGGCAACUUGCCUUCUUUUUCUCUGAUUUUUCCAAGCAAAGGAAUGAAAAAUCUGUUGAGCGAACACUGGCAUUAAUCAGACCUUCCCUUUUAAAAGAAAGAAGAGAGUCUAUUCUGAAUAGAAUUAUGGAAAAUGGCUUUGAAAUAGCCAUGCAAAAGGAAAUCACCUUAUCAGAAGAACAAGCUCGUGAAUUCUACCGAGAACAUGAAAAUGAAGAUUAUUUUCCAUACAUUUUGGAUCAAAUGACCAGUGGGCCAACUCUUGCUCUUGCUUUGGUACGAGAGAAUGCAAUCCAAAAAUGGAGGGAUUUACUUGGCCCAAAGAAAAUCCAAGAAGCAAAGGAACAAUACCCACAAAGUUUACGUGCUGAGUUUGCAAUCCAUGAUUCUCCAAUCAAUCAGUUGCAUGGCAGCGCAAACACGAACAAAGCUACAAAGGAAUUACAAUUCUUCUUUCCUGUAGAAAACACUAUGGCUCUCAUUAAACCCUCUGCUUUUGAAGAGAAAGAUAAAAUUAUAAAUGAAGUAAAAGAUGCUGGAUUUCUAAUCUCAGAAUUGAGAGAAGCACACAUAAGUCCCGAGAUAGCAGCACAGUUUUAUCAAGAUCAUGAAGAUAAGCCAUAUUAUAAUCAACUAGUGGAUUAUAUGUCAAAAGGUCCAUCAAUGUUCAUGGUUCUAACUAAAGAAAAUGCUGUGGAAGAAUGGCGAAAAUUAAUGGGACCGACAGAUCCAACGAAAGCAAAAGUAACACAUCCUAAUUCAAUACGUGCUAAAUUUGCAACUGAUAUUAUGCACAAUGCUGUUCAUGGAUCCUCAAAUGAGGAACAUGCUAAAAAAAGCAUUAACUUUAUCUUUGGAGAUAUUGAUUUGGAAAGCCUAAAAUACAAAUACAUUUAUAUGUAAAUUUCAGAGUUGAUCUGUUGUCAACAAUAAAGGAUCUGUGCAAAUUAAUAUAUUUACAUAUAUCUUUUUAUUAAAUACAUGUUAUUAAUUAGAAUUCAUAAGAUCCCUUCAAAUUAGGAAUAUUUCCUCCAUUAAGAUAUAAUUUUAACUUAUAAUAUCAUCAAUUUCGUACAGAAUAUAAAUAGGUGGUAGCACAUGAAUACCUGUAAUAAUAUUAUUAAUAAUUGGUACUAAAUCCCAAUACAAGAAAGGCAAUCACAAAUAUUCAAAUUUUUCUUUGAAGGACUAGGAAGUAGAUAUAAAAGAGCCUCAAAUCAGGAUAUGGAAUCAAUGGAUUCUAGUCACUUGGCCUAUUGGUUAGAAUAGGGAGGGAAAGAUGAGAAGAAAGAAUGUAAGGUGGAGUUUUAUAGAUCAUUUAGCCCUUAUUGACUAUUUCAUUCUUACAAAAGUAGUAGUUGUAGUAAUAGGCUCCUUGGGUACAUUCCAAAAACAGCUGGAGCAUCACUUGAACACCAUUAGCCUUGACAAAAUCACCAUCACACAAAUUGCAAAAGCAACCUUAUUCGGAACAGUUUAGAUUCUGUGACAAUAUCUUUAACAUAAUCAAACAUCCACAUCUUCCUAUUCUUGGGAAGGGUUUGAUAGAUUGAUAAAAAUGCCAGAUCCAAUCUGAACACCUGGCUGAUUGUGCAAUGAAUUAUAAAUUACAAUUAAAAGAUGGAAAGCAAGGGAGCAAGAUGCAUACAGGGGAAGCGGGUUAUUGUUAUAAUUGGUAACUACCUCCAGAAUGAUGAACCCCUGUUGGGGCCCUAGGCCAACUGCCACAGCCAGGUCUUCAUAACUUUAUGAAAGGUCAGAAGAGUGGAAGCAGAUAUCACCUUGAGGAAGGUAUGAUAUUCCAAAAGGUAGGAGACCCAAACUUUCUUAAUCCAUGGGGUCUGCAGAAUGCUCAUUCUCCUGGCACUAAUGGGAUGGAUCAAUCCCAUUAGCUUGAAAUCAUAUCAUGAAGGGCUUUAAAAGUGACCAAUACCUUGAAUUUUUAAUAACCUGAAUCCAUAGUCUCUACUCAAAAUCCCAAAAUCUUCAACCAAAAUCUUCAACCAAAAACUGACCUCACCCCAUUUCUAAGAGAGAUAUAAGGGGUGUGCAUAAGAGCACAAAAGUGCCUACCGUUCCUGUCCUAUUAUUCCCUUUAUCAUAUCAAAUUGAUAUAGUUGAUGCAUAUUUUUAUACGUAUAUGUAUAUUUUCUUCAAAAUAUGUUGUUUUAUCUAUAACAAUUGUUUGUGUAUUCUGUUGUGACAAAAGAAAUUUUAAAAAAAUUGUACCAAGAAGUAAACCAGCAACCAGUGCAGCUCACGGAACAACUGUCAACACUGAGUCCUUUGGGAGAAGGGCGGUAUAAAAAUUAAAUAAAUGAAAUAAAUGACUGAAACUGAUCUGUCCAGAGCCAUCUUGGAGCUUCAGUGUUGCCACACUGGAGCUGAGGGAUAGGGAGUGGGGGAUUAGAGAUAGCUGGGGUUGUGUAGCCAGAAUAAAACACUUUCUCCUGGGAACCAAGAACAUUCUUACACCUGGACCAUGGUAGGAGGAGUGAUGUCACCAGACAACCAGGCAGUUCAGUGGGGAUGUUGCAACGAUCAUAAAUAUGAAAAACGGUCAAAGUCACUUUUUAAAUUAUUUGUAUUGUGUUUGAAUUUUUUCCUGCCUCAUGGUUUCUUUUUCUAUAUGGGGAGGGGUUUUUUCUUUCACUGCUUUAGUGGUUCCUGGCACUGUCCUUUUGGGGUCUACUUCAAAGAGGCAGGAUGCAAGCUUGGCACUGAUUUUUUUACUGCCUUUCUGGGGAUAUUGAUCUUUCCUUAAAUCUGGAUGUUUUCCUUAGGAUAUCUUGUGAGGUGAGUGAGACCAGCUGGUAUCUUUAAGUGGUGCAAAUGGAUCUAAUGAUUGCUUUUCUGGGGUGGGAAAGGGUGAGCUGUCAGUUCACUGAGCACAGGAGUCUCUUGUCUAUUGGGAUUCUCCAGUCAUCCAGGUCAUGGUUGUCCCAAAGGUGCUUUUUUCAAGAGGCAACUGGACUUUCUUGGUUGGAGUGGCCAAGGCACAUGAUUGCUCACUGAUAGUAAGAAUUUUUUAAAAAAAUAGGAGGUAGGGGUGUUGAUCCUCCAAUUCAUUUUAGUUUUCUCUCAUGAUAAUAAGGCUUAGUAACAUGGCACCAGGCUUGAAGUUUAUUUAGAUAUCUAUGGCAUGUACUAAUUUUAUUUUGAUCCUGACAAGCUUGGGAGACUUGAACCUGGGUCCCCUAUAUAAUUUAUUGAUUUAUCUCUUUAUUGUCUCUUUCUCUACAUUUUGUAGCCCAUAUAUGCCCACCUAUUUUCUGGAGAGCUUAAAUGAUCUCUCUGCUAAAGGGUUUCACUUUAUGAGCAAAAGUUGGUUGCUGAUAGUUAUUAUUGCAUUUUAACUAUUUUAAUUCCUCAAGAUAUUCUGACACCCUGCCUGAUUUGUAACUCCGGCUUGCAGGUAUUUCUAAUCUAAUGAUUGGUAUUUAGGGCAGCUUUUUGCAAACAAAGAAGCUUUUUGUAUUUUUGUACAGGUACGCCUUGAUUUACAACAGUUCAUUUAGUGACCAUUCAAAGUUACAAUGGCACUGAAAAAAGUGACUUAUGACCGUUUUUCACACUUAUGACCAUCGCAGCAUCCCCAUAGUCAUGAGACACUGGGUAAGGCGAAGCGCCCCUCGAUAUGAGUGAUGUCAAGUUAGCCACGCCUACCCAGUUACAUGACCACCCAGCCAUGCCUACCCAGCUGGUUAUUAGGGCGGAGAACUGAUUGUUAACUUAUUUGAAUUCCAUCACUGAGACAGCAUCUUGACUGGACCAUGCGACUGAUUGUUUGGGGUUGUGGGAAAACUCUUUUAAUUAGGUGAAAACCAUGGGAACCUUCAGAGUCAUUUUUCUCCAGAUCUGUGCCAAUAUGAUAUUUCCAAUAAAGCUAUUCUUUGAGGAAUAGCUGCCUCGGAGUUUUGCUUGAUGUGGGAGUAUGCUUGGUAUUUGGAACCCUGACAACAACUAUGUAAUAUGAGCCACCCUAGGGUCCAAAGAAUUGCCCAUGCAGCCACAUACUGCACCAGUUGUAGCUUACAGUCUUCAAAGGUAGCCCUGUGCAGACAGCAGAGCAAUAAUCCAAGUAUGAGCUAACCAGUGUAUAUGCCAAUAUUCUUAAAGAGAAUUUUUGUAGCAGUAGAGGUACAAAAGUAGUUUUAUUCAUUCUCUGUUAAAAAUGUCUGGAUAUUUGAUAUGAAAUUGUUUUUUUUUCAAGGCCUCCAAUGGUGGAGAAGAACAAAUCACAUAAAAUUGAUGUUAACCUGUUUGAAUGGGGAUUUUCUGUUCAGCUAAGAAGUUGUCUUGGAUAAGUCAUACUUUCCCUCAAGAGUAAACUAAUUUCCAAGAAAUGAUGUGACAAACUAAUUCCAGACUAGCUUCCUGAAAUACAUUAAUAUGUAAAAGUAGGGUGCUUUGUGUGACAUGGUUUAUGAUGGAUAUUCUCUCUCUUACCAGUCAGGAUCAGAAUUUUAAAAAAG